Molecule: messenger RNA, 657 nt
Organism: Adineta ricciae
Lineage: Eukaryota; Metazoa; Rotifera; Eurotatoria; Adinetida; Adinetidae
Source: the annotation of a GenBank genome assembly
AUGAAAACUGACGAUGAUCGAAAAGAAUGGAAAAAGCCUCGUGUAGGCCAAACAAUAAGAAUGUACUGCGCUGCAAAAUGGUUCCAUAUAUCUUUUCGAAAAUCUUCAGUAUUCAUAGGUAUUAUGAUAACAAUCGUUAUUGUAAUAAUGAAUUUAACCAAUUCCAAGCAAAAAACACAAGAUUUUCCGCAGAUUAUUUAUUAUAUGCGUCAUUUUCAAGCCAAACACAAUGUUGAUGGGAAAUAUCUUCAAGUACUUGAUCCAGAUUUGACAGAAUUUGGAUUUCAACAAGACCUAUUUAUCGUUAUUUCACGACGUCCAAAAGCGUCAACGAAUACCAUUCAUGAGAUUGGUGAAAUUCCAGCUGAUACGGCUCGUUCAAAAGAACAAUUGAAACAAAAGUUUCCUGAAUUGUCAUCAAUCAUCGAUCGUGAUUUAGUAGAAGGUUUCAACGAUAAAAAUAAUUCAUUGUAUAAAAAUUCAUUGGAGAAUGUGAAACAACGCAUCAGCAGAUUUCAUCAACGCUUGUGGGAACAACGGAAAGAAAAACAUAUUUUGAUCAUAACACAUGCUGGUUGGCUGACUAGAGCAUUGAAUCAGAGAGAGCCAUCAAAUGGAGAAAUUAUUAAAAAGAUUUAUACCAAUUCCGUUGUGUAA